Messenger RNA from Prorocentrum cordatum, 633 nucleotides. The record is from the annotation of a GenBank genome assembly. Lineage: Eukaryota; Dinophyceae; Prorocentrales; Prorocentraceae.
AGCCAUAUUGGCUCCAGGGUGGCUUCGGGGGGGGCCACCGCCCGGCCGGGACUGCCGGCAGCGGCGGCGCCGAGGAUGAAUGACGUGCGGCCGGGGGAUUGGUCGUGCACGACCUGCGGGGCGGAGAAGGUCUACGCCACCAGGACGCACUGCAACAAGUGCGGCGCCCCCAAGCCUGGGCUGCCGGAGCUCCAGCUGGCGCCGCCGCCGCCGGCCCCCUCCUUCGGCGGCAAGGGCGAGGUGCGCCCGGGCGACUGGACGUGCACGGCGUGCGGGGCCGGGCCCGUCUUCGCCACCCGGGACUCCUGCUUCAAGUGCGGGUCGCCGCGGCCCGUGGGCGCCGGCGCGGGAGGCGUGGGGCAGGCGGCCGUGCCCAGCCGGGGCUACUCGCCCUACGGCGCGCCGCCCGCCCCGCGCGGCGGCAAGGGCUUCGGCAAGGGUCCCGCAGUAGGGGGGAUCAAGGAUGUGCUGAGAGCGCUCAACGGCGGCAUCGAGUGGAGAAAUGAUGAGAACACGGUUGUCUUGCAGGGCCUGCCGGCGGACACCGUCGACCUCGACCUCUACGCCAUGUGCACCCGCUUCGGCCCGAUCGCCCCCGGCGGUGUCCACGCGAAGACGGACAAGGCGCGCGGG